Marmota monax (woodchuck) is the source of this 4619-nucleotide messenger RNA. RefSeq names its product CRACD like (gene Cracdl). The record is from RefSeq and is a predicted model, not a curated record. Bases 86 to 3967 code for a protein of 1293 amino acids. The transcript has 10 exons. Lineage: Eukaryota; Metazoa; Chordata; Mammalia; Rodentia; Sciuridae.
GUGGACCUGGCUCCUUCCCGGGUGGGGUCUGCCCUUUCCCAGGUGGGGAGUGCAGCCCCGCCUCUCAGGGCCUCUGCCUGUUUCCAUGGGGAGGUCAGGAAAGCACAGCCCGAGUUGGUUGUUUUCUGUCCUCAGCCAUUCAGUGGGGACUCCAGUCACAGGGAAGCAGGUGACACUCCAGACCAACUCCCUGAGGAGUCAGGCCACCCCCACCCCUGCCCUCAGGGCUUGGAGUGGAAGAAGGAAGUGCCAGCGUUUCUCAGAUAGCUUUUACUACAGGUGCCUGCUCACCUGCCCAAGGAGCUGGUGGGCUGGGCUCAAGACUGGCUGGGAUUGGCUGGAGCCCCGCUUCCUUGUGGCUUGUGGGUGCCAUCAGGCCCACUGGAGCUGCCCGGGAAACAGGGGCUGGGGCUCCUGCCCAGCGUCUGGUGGUGUCCCAAGAGCCCUAGGCCCUGGCAGCACCACAGGGAGACCUGCUCUUCUCCCUGCUGCCAGAUUCAGGAGGAUGAGAGAGGCAGAGGCUCACUCCACCGUCAGGAAGAUGGCUGCCUUUUACCAAUGCGUCAGGCCCGACCCCAGUGAGCUGGACAUGAUUUCCACGAGGGUCAUGGACAUCAAGCUUCGGGAGUCUGCAGAAGGCCUCGGGGAGGACAGCACAGGAAAGAAGAAAUCUAAAUUCAAAACUUUCAAGAAGUUCUUUGGGAAGAAGAAGAGAAAGGAAUCGCCUUCGUCCACGGGGAACAGCACCUGGAAGCAGAACCCGGCCAAGAGCGAGGUCAUUGCCAUUGAGUCAGGGCCAGUGGGCUAUGACUCAGAGGAUGAACUUGAGGAGUCCAGGGGCACACUGGGCAGCCGGGCCCUCUCGCACGACAGUAUUUUUAUUCCUGAGUCGGGACAAGACCCUGCUCGGCCGGUGCGGGUAUUUUCCCAAGAAAAUGUGUGCGACCGGAUUAAAGCCCUCCAGUUAAAAAUACAAUGUCAUGUGAAAAUGGGGCCUCCACCUCCUCCAGGGGGGCUUCCUACCAAGCGGGCAGAGGAUACCGGCAUGAGCUCCGAGGAUGAUGGGCUACCCCGGAGCCCCCCUGAGAUGUCCCUGCUGCACGACAUGGGUCCCGGCAUGACUAUAAAGGUCUCUUUAGUGUCCUCAUCCCGGCCACAGUCUCCAGAGCACACGAACGAUGCCACCAACUCCUCCCGGACCUCUGAUAGCAGCCUGGCACCUGUGGCUGAUUUCAGCUGCCCUCCAGAACUCUCCUCCUGCCUGGACAACUCUGCAGCCAAGCACAAGCUCCUGGUCAAGCCCCGCAACCAGCGGUCCAGCAAAAUGAGGCGGCUGUCUUCGCGGGCCCAGUCUGAAUCCCUGUGCGAUCUAAUAGGCACCCCAGAAGAGGAAGAAUAUGAUGAGAAGCUUUGGCCUCAAGUCAGCACAGAAGAGAACCCCAGCUCUGGACAAUAUGAUCUGAUGCUGCAUAGAGACCCUGAGCCUCGGGGACUGGUCACCUUGCUGCCACCUGGGGGACCCCGUGCCAGACGUGCCCGCCUACAGCACUGCCCAGCACUCAGUGCUAGCGUUGAGGAUGGGCUCUCCCCUGGGGAUGAUGUCUCAAGCUCCCUAGUGAUCCCGGAAGUCAUUGAGCCUGUGGCAGUCUCAGCCCCAUGCUUGGAGUCCCCAUCUCUGCCAGAAAGCUCCCUGCAUCCUAGUUCUGACCAUGAAAUCCAGCGCAGUAAAAUCCAGAAGAGGGGCAAAAUCCAGGACAGUGAAAUCCAGAAGAUGGGGAAAAUCCAGGACAGUGAAAUCCAGAAGGACAGUGAGAUCCAGAAGAGUGGUGAAAUCCAGAAAGACAGUGAAAUCCAGAAGGGGGGCAAAAUCCAGAAGGACAGUGAAAUCCAGAAGAUGGGGGAAGUCCAGAAGGACAGUGAGAUCCAGAAGAGGGGUGACAUCCAGGAGGACAGUGAAAUCCAGAAGAGGGGUGACAUCCAGGAGGACAGUGAAAUCCAGAAGAGGGAUGACAUCCAAGAGGACAGUGAAAUCCAGAAGAGGAGCGAAAUUCAGAAGGACAGUGAAAUACAGUUCAGGGACAAAAUCCAGGAGGACAGCGAAAUCCAGAAAAGGGAUGACAUCCUGAAAGACAGUGAAAUCCAGAAGAUGGAAAUCCAGGAGGAGAACAAAAUCCAGGAGAGUGAAAUCCAGAAAAACAGUGAAAUCCAGGAUAUCGAAAUCCAGGAAAGUGAAAUCCAGAAGGUCAGUGAAGUCCAAAAGGAGCCACCCAUCGCAGGCCCGUGUCCCCUAGUCACGGGCACAGCUGAGGAGGAGGUGUGUGCUUCUGGAGAGAUGGGAAGUCCACCAGCGCCCUGCGUCUCUGAGAGGAAUGUGGCUCCUGCCCAGACUGUCACCACCACCAUCACCUUGGAGACACCCUCGGAUCCAGAGGGUCCAGGCCAACACAUGCAGGAGGAAGAGGGGCCCGCACUGGCAGUGCCAGGACCCAAUGGAGCCGCGGGAGAGCCCCCUGCCCUGGCCCCCAGCCCUCCGAUGCCCAAGAGCUGCCUGAAGCACAGGGCGGCGAGCGUGGGCCUGGCCGGGUCCCCGGUGCAGGGCGCAGGGCAGUCACCCCCGCGGGAGCGCAGCCCGGGUGCCCCGGACGCAGAGGCCCCGCGCCCAGCCCGCGCCAAGGCUGAGCGGGCGGAGCCCUCCCAGGGGGCCCCCGAGAGGGCAGCGCCGGGGCGGAAAAGCGGGAGAGGUGGCGGGGAGCUGCGCAGCGUGAAGAAGUUCUCGGUGUCCUCGAGCAGGGCGCGGUCACGGCCCAGCGCCGCCAGAGCCCCGGAGCCCGCCGGGGUCCCCGGUCCCCGCCUGCCGCUCCUGAGGAGCAGCGGCCUGGCCUGGAAGAGCGAGGCGGCGCUCGACGACCCCCAGGGGCUCCCUGAGCCCGUCAUCGCAAAACCAGACCCUCCGAAGCCAGCAGAGUGCGACCCUCAGGACUCAGGGGACAUUGUGGGCGGCCAGGCCCGGCCAAGCAGAAGCCCCCAGAAUGCCAAGACCACUCCAAGCGGCGCAGAGGCCGGCCCCGCCGCGCAGGAGCCACCCCCAAGCGAGGACAGAAACCCCUUCCCCGUCAAGCUGCGCUCCACCUCCCUCUCUCUAAAGUACAGAGAGGGCACUUCCCAGGAGGCAAAAGGCGUCAAGAGGCACAGUGCGGAGGUGCGGUUAGAGAGAGGACUGACUCUGCCCUCCAAAGAUGAGCAGGGUCACACGGGGGCCACCCCGGCUCUUCGAGGUGCCAGGUCUCCCACUGGCCAAGGAAAGGGGAAGGCCCGGGCACCUGAGCAGCUCGGCUUCAAGCCACCACUACCCAGGAAGCCACUUCUGCAGAGCUUCACCCUCCCGUACUCCUCUGUGACCCCAGAGGCCAGUCCUGGAGAGCCAGAGAAAGUCACCCCACCUGUGGACUCCAGGAAGGAGAGUAGGAUGGCGGAGAAGAAAUCACAGCACAGGGGAGCAGAAAAGAGUCUGCCAACAGGUCCCGGAGCUGACGGGCAGCCCACGCCACCCUGGAUCACCAUGGCCCGGCAGAAGCGGCGAGGGCUCCCAGACCAGCCCCUCACCCAGGAAGACAAGCCUGGGGUGCAGAUCCUGAAACCAGAAACAGGAAAGCAGACCAAGGCAUCCGACAGAGCCCAGGAACCCGUGAAGCAAGCCGACUUUGUCCGCAGCAAGUCUUUCCUGAUGACCCCUGCUAAGCCCACUGUGACCCAGAGGCAGGGGGCAAAGCUCAGUCUCAAGGAGGGUCUGCAACGAGGAAUCUCGCUGUCUCAUCAGAACUUGGCGGCUCAGUCUGCGGUGAUGAUGGAGAAGGAGUUGCAUCAGCUGAAGAGAGCCAGUUAUGCUAGUGCAGAUCAGCCUUCCUGGAUGGAACUUGCCAGAAAGAAAUCUCAAGCAUGGAGCGACAUGCCCCAAAUCAUAAAAUAGAUCAGUGGCGUGCCGAUGGCAAACGUCCACUACCUUGACAGGCCACCUAGUUUAAAACUGCCGAUAAAUUGUGGUCAACAGACUGUGAAACUCUAGAUUGAUUUUAUCACCACGUCUUGACGAUCCCGGGGAAGGGGAAGAAGCCAGGCUCAACAAAGAGGACAAACACACAGCCAUAAUCCCAGGCCGGAGGGGCCCCCAACAAGAACAACAUGGAAGAAGUCCAGGAACCAGCUCCUGUGCCCAGAGGUAUGAAUGCGAGCCUUUUAGAACUCCCUUAGUAAAGAGGCCUCAGACACGGCAAGCCCAGGACAGAAGCCAUCCCAGGAGCCGGUGUGACACCUCCCCUGAGACCAGCCGUGUCUCCGGCCACCGUCUCGCCUGUGGACUGUCUUCUCCUUCUGUGUCACCACCAGGCAUGACAUGUAUGGUAAAACAGGGACGCCAUUUCCAAGAGCAGCUAUAAAACAACCUGAUUUUGUGAAGAUAGCCCGUCUGAGAAGGAGAGAAAGGGACAUAGCAGGGUUCACGAUUCAUAGACUGUUUCCAAAAAGUGAAUUUUUAAACUUUUCCACUAGGCAUCUGUGUCCUUGACCAUUGCACAAUUCAUUGCCUGUUUAAUAAAAGGUUUCAAAGACGCCUCUGUCGCAUA